Molecule: messenger RNA, 837 nt
Organism: Mesorhabditis spiculigera
Lineage: Eukaryota; Metazoa; Nematoda; Chromadorea; Rhabditida; Rhabditidae
Source: the annotation of a GenBank genome assembly
AUGGACUACUACAGCAAGGCGCAGCGGACCAACGGAGCCGAGCUGAAAUGUGGCCGCAGCUUUACCGUCCAACGUUCGCCCUACUUGUUCUCCAAGUGGAAAGCCUGGUGCAGCGUGGGUGGCGUACCGUACGACGUGGACUCGGGCUGCCAAUAUCUGGCCGACAAACCCCCGGAAGGUGCUGCCAUCGCCGCCGAGGAGGUCAUCAAAAACGAGCCGAACUUGUGGCAUCACGUCUACUAUGGCUGUAAAGCGACCCAGACGUUCUGCGCGGAGACCGAGCCGAAUGGACUGCCCGGAUGCUACAACUCUAAUGACUUGAACGUCACUGGCUCACCGCCCGUCUGCAAGAUGUCGAACGCAAGCUUGGGGCUGACGUUGGAAACCGCGGCCAGCCAGGAGAUGAUGCUGCUCUAUAAGACCCUCGGCCAGAGCCAGAAGCUCGCCAUUCGACCCGACGACACCCUGCAGUCCAAACGGACGCUGUACUGCUUGGCGACGGGCAAGGGAUUCGGGCCCGAGUGGCCACAUUGCGAAGUGGACUCGACCCCGCAUCAACGCGCCGAGCGCACCUUGUACUACGAAUAUGUGAAGCACGACCUCGACAAGUACAAGGUGUUUUAUGUCUGCCCGCUCCACUCGGUGCCCUGCCAAAACGGCGACACGAUCGCCUGCUACCCGGGCCUGGAGCGCGACAUGACCAAGCCGUUCGAGCUGGUAUGCAAGCCCGACGCGACGAAGAAGUCCAAGCCGCAGAAAAUCACCGAGUACCACGUCGCCGACUACCUGGCCAUCAAGAAGCGCAAAACCCAAAAUGCGCAACGCCAUCCCGAGCUG